Messenger RNA from Mangifera indica (mango), 2208 nucleotides. Its product is annotated as cucumisin-like. Gene Ontology annotation, molecular function: serine-type endopeptidase activity. The coding region runs from base 16 to 2130 and encodes 704 amino acids. Gene Ontology annotation, biological process: proteolysis. The record is from RefSeq and is a predicted model, not a curated record. NCBI's taxonomy places the organism in Eukaryota, Viridiplantae, Streptophyta, Magnoliopsida, Sapindales, Anacardiaceae. The transcript has 9 exons.
GAUUAUAUAGUCUAUAUGGGUCAUCGUCCACAGGGUGAAUUCUCUGCGUCUUCCUCCCACGCUAGAAUGCUGCAAGAAGUUAUUGGAAGUGGUGCAGAAGAACUGCUACUUUAUAGCUACCACAGGAGCUUCAAUGGGUUUGUUGCCAAGUUAACCGAAGAAGAAGUCCAGAGGCUGAAAGACAUGGAAGGGGUGGUGUCAGUGUUCCCUAAUGGAAGAAAACAACUACACACUACAAGGUCAUGGGACUUUAUGGGAUUUUCUCAAAGUGUGAACAGAUCAACUACCGAAAGUGAUAUCAUUGUAGGAAUGCUUGAUACAGGAAUUUGGCCUGAAUCUGAAAGUUUCAAUGAUGAGAAAUUUGGUCCACCUCCUACAAAAUGGAAGGGCACUUGCCAAGCCUCAUCCAAUUUCACUUGCAACAACAAAAUUAUUGGAGCUAAAUACUACAGAGCGGAUGGAAGAUUCAAUAAAAUAGAUUUUAAGUCACCAAGGGAUUCAGAAGGACAUGGAACUCAUACUUCAUCGACAGCAGCUGGUGGCUUAGUUAGCAAGGCAAGUCUGUUUGGCCUUGGCCUCGGGACAGCCCGCGGUGGAGUUCCCUCAGCACGCAUUGCUGUGUACAAGAUAUGUUGGUCUGAUGGUUGCCCUGAUGCUGAUAUCCUGGCGGCAUUUGAUGAUGCAAUUGCUGAUGGUGUUGAUAUAAUCUCUAUUUCAGUGGGGGGUUUUUACGCUGAUGAUUAUUUUGAUGAUCCCAUUGCUAUUGGAGCUUUCCAUGCAAUGAAGAAUGGUAUACUAACAUCUAAUUCUGCUGGUAAUUCCGGUCCUGAUUAUGCAUCGAUAUCUAGCGUUGCACCAUGGUUACUCUCUGUGGCUGCUAGCACCAUUGACAGGAAGUUUUUGACCCAAGUGACCUUGGGCAAUGGUCAGGUUUAUGAAGGAAUCUCUAUAAAUACAGUAGACCUUUCGGGAAAGCUGUACCCUCUCAUCUAUGGAGGAGAUGCCCCCAACAAAACAGCAGGUUACGAUGGAACCGAUUCCAGGUACUGCUGGGAUGGCACUUUGAAUAAGACUCUAGUACAAGGAAAAAUUGUUCUUUGUGAUGCGUUGGACACUGGGGAGGAGCCAGCAGUUGCAGGAGCAGCUGGUUGUAUAAUGCGUGAUGAAGUUUAUCAAGAUGUGGCCUUUCUAUAUCCUCUACCUACUUCUUACUUAAGCAUGAAGGAUGGAAGCCAUGUUGCAACAUACUUGAACUCAACUAGUGAACCAACAGCUACUAUAUACAAGAGUGUUGCGGUAAAGAACGAAUUUGCCCCUUCAGUGGUUACAUUUUCAUCAAGAGGACCUAAUCCUAUCACAGCAGAUAUUCUCAAGCCUGACCUUUCUGCUCCUGGAGUGGACAUUUUAGCUUCAUGGUCACUAGCUUUAUCUGUGUCAGAAUUCCCAGAAGAUAACCGAAUAUCUCCUUACAAUAUAAUUUCUGGCACAUCAAUGGCCUGCCCACACGCGAGUGGCAUCGCAGCCUAUGUUAAGUCUUUCCACCCUACAUGGUCCCCUGCUGCUAUUAAGUCUGCUCUGAUGACAACAGCUUCUCGCAUGAAUGUUGCAUAUAACAGCGAUGCAGAGUUAGCAUAUGGAUCAGGUCAUCUGAAUCCAACGAAAGCAGCUGACCCCGGAUUGAUAUAUGAUGCUGGGGUGCUUGAUUAUGUUAAUAUGUUGUGUGGACAAGGCUACAAUACUACGAUUCUAAGGAUUGUAACUGGGGACUAUAGCAGUUGUUCACCAGCAAACUCUAAAGCUGUGUGGGACUUGAACUACCCUUCCUUUGCUGUAUCAACCAACUCUACACAAUCGAUCACUCGCAUCUUCCAUAGAAAUGUCACAAAUGUUGGAUCACCAGUGUCCACUUACACGGCAGCUGUUGAGGCUCAACCUGGACUGGGGAUCAAAGUUGAACCAAGUGUACUGUCUUUCAACCAUGUUGGGGAGACCAAAUCAUUUGUUCUCACAGUUACAGCAAUGUUGUCGAAAUCGUUGAAUUGGAGCUCUGGUUCUUUGAUUUGGGAUGAUGGAGUGCAUCAAGUGAGGAGCCCAGUUUUUGCUUAUUAUCUCUUUGAAUCUGAUGAGUAAAGUGAUUUAUGCAGAAAUUAUUGAUUGAAAACGAAGUGCAACUUUAAUUUCUUAAAUGCAAUCAAUAAAAAAGUUUUA